Molecule: messenger RNA, 1805 nt
Organism: Callorhinchus milii (elephant shark)
Lineage: Eukaryota; Metazoa; Chordata; Chondrichthyes; Chimaeriformes; Callorhinchidae
Gene: ubc
Product: ubiquitin C
Exons: 2
Coding region: 311-1687 (458 amino acids)
Biological process (GO): protein ubiquitination; modification-dependent protein catabolic process
Cellular component (GO): nucleus; cytoplasm
Molecular function (GO): ubiquitin protein ligase binding; protein tag activity
Source: RefSeq, a predicted model, not a curated record
GAGGGGGGUGGGGGGAACGGGGUGAAGGAGGACGAUUCGUGCCAUUCUCCUCACCACCCAAGUGAUUUUUUUUUUGAGGGGUGGGGUGGUUUUGUUACCCCACCCGCCGCCAAACUGCGGGUUGUAGUGCGCGCUGCAAGUAGUGCUGGGCGCGGAGUGUGAGCGCACGGGCUGUCGACGGACUAUAAAAGAAGCGGCGAGCGCCGUCGCGCCCAUUCGUGGGAUUGGAGCCGAAGCGGAGUGUGAACGGUACGAGUAUCGGCAACAAUAUUACUACAUUGCGGCAAACGUCCUCCUGAAGAAAAACAAAAUGCAGAUUUUUGUGAAAACCCUGACUGGCAAGACUAUUACACUGGAGGUGGAACCCAGUGACACCAUUGAAAAUGUCAAGGCUAAGAUCCAGGACAAAGAAGGCAUUCCACCCGACCAACAGCGUCUGAUCUUCGCUGGCAAACAGCUGGAAGAAGGCCGCACACUGUCAGACUACAAUAUCCAGAAAGAGUCCACUCUUCAUCUGGUGCUGCGUCUGAGAGGGGGUAUGCAGAUCUUUGUGAAGACCCUGACUGGCAAAACCAUCACACUUGAGGUAGAACCCAGUGACACCAUUGAGAAUGUGAAGGCCAAAAUCCAGGACAAGGAGGGUAUCCCACCAGAUCAACAGCGCCUGAUCUUCGCUGGCAAGCAGCUAGAAGAUGGCCGCACACUUUCAGACUACAACAUCCAGAAAGAGUCCACUCUCCAUUUGGUGCUGCGUCUCAGAGGAGGCAUGCAGAUCUUUGUCAAGACCUUGACCGGCAAGACCAUCACACUGGAAGUGGAACCCAGUGACACCAUUGAGAAUGUCAAGGCUAAGAUCCAGGACAAAGAAGGCAUUCCACCCGACCAGCAGCGUCUGAUCUUUGCUGGUAAACAGCUAGAGGAUGGCCGCACACUGUCAGACUACAACAUCCAGAAAGAAUCUACUCUCCAUCUGGUGCUGCGUCUGAGAGGAGGCAUGCAGAUUUUUGUCAAGACCUUGACUGGCAAGACCAUCACAUUGGAGGUUGAACCCAGUGACACCAUUGAAAACGUGAAGGCCAAAAUCCAGGACAAGGAAGGCAUUCCCCCAGAUCAGCAGCGUCUGAUUUUUGCUGGCAAGCAGCUUGAAGAUGGUCGCACACUGUCUGACUACAACAUCCAGAAGGAAUCCACACUGCACUUGGUGUUGCGUCUGAGAGGCGGCAUGCAGAUCUUUGUCAAAACCCUGACUGGCAAGACCAUCACACUGGAAGUGGAACCCAGUGACACCAUUGAAAAUGUCAAGGCUAAGAUCCAGGACAAAGAGGGUAUCCCGCCCGAUCAACAGCGUCUGAUCUUUGCCGGCAAGCAGCUGGAAGAUGGCCGUACCCUAUCAGACUAUAACAUCCAGAAAGAAUCCACUCUGCAUCUGGUCCUGCGUCUCAGAGGGGGUAUGCAGAUCUUUGUGAAGACCCUGACCGGCAAGACCAUCACACUUGAGGUAGAGCCCAGUGACACCAUUGAGAACGUGAAGGCCAAAAUCCAGGACAAAGAAGGCAUUCCCCCCGACCAGCAGCGUCUGAUCUUUGCUGGCAAGCAGCUGGAGGAUGGUCGCACACUGUCUGACUACAACAUUCAGAAAGAGUCCACACUGCACUUGGUGCUGCGUCUGAGAGGGGGCAAUUGUUAAACUGGCUAUUGUGGCACUUUACACCAUGUGAUGGGCUGUGUUCUGCACUCUUAAGCAAAAAUUCAUUAAAGUGUGUUCCCUUUUGUCAUUCAAAAUAAAAUUGUUUGUUGCAAGCUUA